Sphenostylis stenocarpa is the source of this 4296-nucleotide messenger RNA. NCBI's taxonomy places the organism in Eukaryota, Viridiplantae, Streptophyta, Magnoliopsida, Fabales, Fabaceae. The record is from the annotation of a GenBank genome assembly.
AUGCAAAUGCAAACUGGUCUUAAUGCGACAAAGGAUCAAUAUGAGCAAUGUGGGGCUGGAUAUCCAAACAAAACUACUGUCGCAUGCAUGAUAAAUGCAGAAAUUAGUGCAGUGUUGGCAGUUAUGCGAAGAAAUGUCAGAUGGGGAGUUCAUUACAUGUCAAAUGAUGACCAGACAGAGCACUUUCUUGUUCAGUCAUUAAAGACGUUAAGGAGGCAAAUUUUCUCAUGGCAGAAUCAAUGGCAUUCCAUCAACCCUACCUUGUAUCUCCAGCCCUUUUUGGAUGUGAUACGAUCAGAUGAAACUAGUGCGCCUAUUACUGGUGUUGCUUUGUCAUCUGUUUACAAAAUCUUAACUCUAGAUGUGAUUGAUCAACACACUGUCAAUGUUGGGGAUACCAUGCACUUCGUGGUUGAUUCUGUCACUAGUUGCAGAUUUGAAGUGACCGAUCCUGGAUCAGAAGAAGUGGCAUUAAUGAAGAUUUUACAAGUUCUUCUAGCUUGUGUGAAAGGUAAAGCAUCUGUCAUGCUGAGUAACCAACACAUUUGCAUCAUAGUGAAUACAUGUUUCCGAAUAGUUCAUCAAGCAGGAACUAAAGGUGAGCUGUUGCAACGAAUAGCACGGUACACAAUGCAUGAACUGGUUAGGUCUAUAUUUUCUCACCUUCAGAAUAUUGACAAUACAGAGUGUGAAUUCAUAAAUGGGAGCGCUACCUUAAAACAAGAGACCACUGGACUAAGUAAUGACCAUGCUUUGGCAAGCAGAGAAUUGGAAAAUGGGAGCCUUAAUUCUGCAUACGAUGCUCAACCAUUAUCUAAAAUCAUUGCUUCCAGCACUGCAAUUGCAAAUGUCGUGGAUGAAAACACAGCUAUUGCUAGCAGUGGCAAUGAGACUGAUCCACACGAAUUACAGAUUAUGAUUAAACCAUAUGGAGUUCCUUGUAUGGUGGAAAUAUUUCACUUCUUGUGUUCUUUGCUGAAUGUCUCUGAGCAUAGGGGAGUGAAUUCUAGAUCAAACACAAUGACGUUUGAUGAAGACGUGCCUCUUUUUGCAUUAACUUUGAUUAAUUCAGCCGUUGAGUUGGGAGGGCCAUCCUUUCGCCGUCACCCACGACUGCUGAGUUUAAUUCAGGAUGAAUUAUUCUGCAAUCUUAUGCAAUUUGGUUUAUCAAUGAGUCCUCUUGUACUUUCAAUGGUGUGCAGCAUUGUUCUCAAUUUGUAUCAGCAUCUUCGUCCAGAACUCAAAUUACAGCUUGAAGUAUUUUUUUCUUGUGUAAUUUUGAGGCUUGCACAAAGCAAAUAUGGGGCCUCAUAUCAGCAACAGGAGGUUGUGAUGGAAGCACUUGUUGAUUUUUGCAGGCAAAAAACAUUCAUGAUUGAGACGUAUGCUAACUAUGACUGUGAUAUAAGUUGCAGUGAUGUCUUUGAAGAUAUUGCUAAUUUGUUGUCCAAAAAUGCAUUUCCUGUGAACAAUCCAUUAUCUUCUAUACAUAUUCUUGCCUUAGAUGGUCUUAUUGCUUUAAUGGAUGGAAUUGCAGAAAGAAUAGGUAGUGGCUCUCUAAGUUCAGAAGAAUCUCCUGUGAAUUUUGAGGAGUAUACACCAUUUUGGAUGGAAAUGUGUGACAAUUUUGAUGACCCAAAUGAUUGGGUUCCUUUUGUCCGCCAAAGAAAGUGCAUAAAGAGAAGAUUAAUGAUUGGAGCUGAUCACUUCAAUCGGGAUAUUAAGAAAGGUCUUGAGUUUCUCCGAGGAACACAUCUUCUGCCUAACAAACCUGAUCCCCAAAGUGUUGCCUGCUUUUUAAGAUACACAGCUGGGUUGGAUAAGAAUCUCAUUGGUGAUUUCCUAGGAAAUCAUGAUGAAUUUUGUGUUCAGGUUCUUCAUGAAUUUUCUAGGACAUUUGAUUUCCACGAUAUGACCUUAGACACAGCCCUACGUGUAUUUUUAGAGACUUUUAGGCUUCCUGGAGAAUCACAGAAGAUACAUAGGGUGCUUGAAUCUUUCUCUGAGAGAUAUUAUGAACAAUCACCAGAUAUCCUAGCUAACAAGGAUGCUGCUCUCGUGUUAUCAUACUCGAUGAUAUUGCUUAAUACAGACCAUCAUAAUGUGCAGGUCAGAAAGAAGAUGACGGAAGAGGAUUUUAUCCGAAAUAAUAGGCAUAUAAAUGGUGGUAAUGAUCUGCCUCGAGAAUUUCUGUCAGGGAUUUACCAUUCAAUUUGUAAGAAUGAAAUUCGUACCACUCUUGAACCGAGCUUUGGAUUUCCUGAAAUGACCCCAAGUCGGUGGAUUUCUCUGAUGCACAAGUCAAAUAAAACUGCUCCAUACAUUGUAUCGAAUUCCAGAUCAUACUUAGACUAUGAUAUGUUUGUGUUGUUGUCAGGCCAAACAAUUACUGCCAUUUCAGUGGUUUUUGAUGAUGCUGAAAAUAAAGAGGUAUAUCAAACAUGUAUUGAUGGAUUCUUAGUCGUUGCUAAGAUAUCAGCCUACUAUAAUCUUGAAAAUGCACUUAAUGAUCUCGUCGUGUGCCUCUGUAAGUUCAUUGCCAUUUUGGAUCCAUUAUCAGUUGACGAAUCUGUCCUGGCCCUUGGAGAUGACACAAAAGUAAGAAUAGCAACUGAGACAGUUUUCACUAUUGCAAAUAGGUAUGGUGAUUACAUCCGCACAGGGUGGAGGAAUAUCCUUGAUUGCAUCUUAAUAUUUUACAAGUUAGGACUAAUUCCUACACGCUUGGCCAGUGAUGCAGCUGAUGAGUCACGGGUAACUACUGAGAUUGGACAUGGAAAGUCUAACUCAAAUUCUUUAUUAUCAUCAAAUAUUCAACAUAUUAUUCCAAAGAGAUCCUCAGGAUUAAUUAGCAGGUUUAGUCAACUCUUAUCACUUGGCUCUGAAGAGAUACAAUCAAUACCUACACAAGAACAGCUGGUUGCUCUUCAGCGAGCUACACAAGCAAUUCAAAAGUGUCAGAUUGAUAGCAUAUUCACUGAGAGCAAAUUUCUGCAAGCUGAAUCUCUAUUGAAUCUUGAAAGAGCGCUCAUUAAUGCUGGAACUCAACAUCCGAAAGGAAACAGAAUAUCUGAGGAUGAAGAUCCUUCAGUUUUCUGCCUUGAGUUAUUGGUGGCAAUCACUCUGAAUAACAGGGACAGAGUUGUACUUAUUUGGAAGGGUGUUUAUGAGCACUUAUCCAAUAUUAUUCGGUCGACUGUGAUGCCUUGUGCUCUGGUAGAAAAGGCUAUUUUUGGACUUCUUAGAAUUUGCCAUCGCUUACUUCCCUACAAAGAGAACAUUACUGAUGAACUUUUGAGGUCCCUGCAACUUGUCUUGAAGCUUGACGCACUAGUUGCAGAUGCAUACUAUGAGAAGAUUACUCAGGAAGUCAGUUGCCUUGUGAAGGCAAAUGCUUCUCAUAUUAGAUCUCAGUCUGGAUGGGGGACUAUUACAGCACUUCUUUCCAUCACUUCUAGACACCUGGAAUCAUCUGAGGCUGGAUUUGAUGCACUGCUGUUCAUUAUGUCUGAUGGAGCUCACUUGCUCCCUGCUAAUUACAUCCUCUGUGUAGAUGCUGCGAGACAGUUUGCCGAGUCUCGUGUAGGACUGGUUGAUCGUUCUAUAACUGCACUAGAUCUUAUGGCAGGUUCUGUAAACUGUUUAGAAAAAUGGACUAAUAAUGCUAAGAAAACUGUCAAAGAAGAGGAAGUGGAAAAGAUGAUGCAGGAUAUUGGGGAAAUGUGGUUUAGGCUAGUGCAAGGACUGGGGAAAGUAUGCUUGGAUCAGAGAGAGGAGGUUAGAAACCAUGCGUUAUUAUCUUUGCAAAAGUGCUUGCUAGGAGCUGUUGGGACUCACCUGCCAUGUGAUUUGUGGUUGACAUGUUUUGAUCAAGUUAUCUUCACUGUGCUCGAAGACCUGCUUGAAAUUGCACAAUCGCAUUCUCAGAAAACCUACCCAAACAUAGAAGGAACACUUGUUAUUGCCUUGAAGCUUAUGUCUGAAGUUUUCCUCAAGUUACUCCAAGAACUAUCACAAUUGGCGGCCUUCUGCGAACUAUGGGAGGAUAUACUAAGCUGUAUGAAAAAAUGUGUGAAUAUGAAAAUUAAAGGAAGAAGAACUGAAAAGCUUCAAGAGCUUGUGCCAGAGCUUCUGAAGAACACUUUGCUUGUUAUGAUAUCUGGGGGCAUACUAGUGCAGAGUAAUAAUGGUUUGGGUGAAAAUACUUUGUGGGAACUGACAUGGCUACACAUAAAGAAUAUUUCUCCCUCAUUGCAGUCUGAGGUGUUUCCUGAGGAAGAUCUAGAACAGCAUUAA